AUGUCCAAUCUCUUCUCCGGCAUGGCCAGCCGCCUCCGAUCGGCCGAUUCCAUUCCACAUAUCUGCCGCCCAAUCACGUUAGUCUUUGGAUGGGUUAAGAGGUUCAACAUGAUACUGAUGGGCAACGCAUACGCAUGGCCUGGCAGCAUCAGGUUGGCGAGGUUCACCAGGGGUAUCACGCUCAGCUUGGGACAUUGUCGCAUCACGCCAUGUCAUGUCGAGACCGACUUGCCUGCCCGUCGCACAUCAGUUCUGGCAUGGGCACUCGCCGUCGAGGCAUCGAGCAACGCUCGGUUCCGAGGUGCUUCAACGAAGCCGUCGGGCCAAAAGAGCCCAUCUCCGUCGACAGGCGGCCAGCCUUUGCCAGCUGAGUUUGCUUCUCAGGGAAGCCAGUUAUCCACACAUCUUGCUCCCAAGGUUCCGCCUUUGCCGAAUUCGCCGUCACUAGCCCAAACGAUCGGGAUGGACGGAUCUGGUGGGGGAAUGUCCAACGUCGAAGAUAUCAUCAGUAACUACCACCUUCCCCGGCCGCUACCUCUGUGGCUCAACGCUCAGUAUGUCAAACAUAUUGUCAAAGGCAACUUUAUGACCUUGAGUGCACGACCAAAGACUGUGGAACCAGGAGAGUGGAUUGCCCACCAAGUUGUCGAGCAUUAUCGAAACCUAUGGAAUUUUGUGCGCGUGGUUCAUGAGAAAGAGGAUGGUGGCACAAGCAUUUGCAACCCUACAACCUGCCCUCGCAUGUCUGCUGGAGCAAAUCAUUCCUUCACAUGGCUCAACAACAGACGAGAGCCAGUAGAACUUCCUGCUUACGAGUACAUGACGUUGAUGCAGCGAUGGAUUUCGGGGAAAAUCGACGACACCGCCAUCUUUCCAACAGACCCUUCCGGUGUAUCGUACGCCCACAACCCCAGCAUUACAACAACUCCGUUGUCGCAACUUUCCAACCCCGGAGAGCCUGAAUACAUUGGCAAACGUUCGGGCUUCCCGGAGAAAUUUGUCGAGGUCUGCCAAAUGAUCUUCCGUCAAAUGUUUCGUGUCUACGCACACCUUUACUGGGCACAUUUCACUGAGCCUUUCUACCAUCUCAACCUUGAGAAACAACUCAACAGCUGUUUUUCUCACUUUAUUUUAACGGCUACAGUGCUGGAUAUGCUUAAGCCGCAGGAAUUGGAACCAAUGCAAGCUCUGAUUGACCUCUGGGCGGCAAAUGGGACUUUCCCCCCCGAGUCCAAGGCUUACGAGUAUGCUAAUUUGCGUGUUGGCGAACGACUUCUUCAUCUUUCAGGUACUCAGUAG
Messenger RNA from Metarhizium album ARSEF 1941, 1299 nucleotides. RefSeq names its product Mob1/phocein. The coding region runs from base 1 to 1299 and encodes 432 amino acids. The record is from RefSeq and is a predicted model, not a curated record. Gene Ontology annotation, cellular component: cytoplasm; nucleus. Gene Ontology annotation, biological process: cell division; signal transduction; positive regulation of protein phosphorylation. The transcript is spliced from 5 exons. Lineage: Eukaryota; Fungi; Ascomycota; Sordariomycetes; Hypocreales; Clavicipitaceae. Gene Ontology annotation, molecular function: protein kinase activator activity.